CGGCCCGGCCCAGCCCACCUACUCACCGGCCCCGUCCUGGGAAAUGGACGUGAUCGGAAGCUUUUACGGGAAACUGCGCGCCCUCGGCCUCACCCUGGAGAGGGAGACGGCCCGGCUGGAGCGGGCGCUCGGCGGCCACGACGCGGACUUCGAGGAGGAAUCUCCAAUGAGACUUUUGCACGACAUGCAUUCAGAAGUCAGAGCCUUAAAGGGUGAUGUUCAAACUCUCCUGGAAAAAAGUCAUUCCGAAAGACAAGGAAGUUAUGAUUUCAUAAAGACCACAAAACUCCUAAGGCAGAGGAAUACAAUGGAUAUUGUGAAAUUAAGGGAGUUAUUCCAGAACUAUGGAUAUAAGCCACCUGCUUCUGAAAACUCAGGAAAAGAGGUUGCCGCUGAUGCCCCUGGACCACCGGGGACUGGACCCGAAUCAGAGGGAGUGGAAGACCCCCCGGGCUCUGCCACUGCUACCACCACACAGCCACUAGGUCCCACUGCUCCCGGGGAUCCUGCCCGCUGCCCACAACUUUCUGACUUUGGACUUGGGCGCUAUGUGCUUCCCAACGCAUGGGACCGACAUCCACAAGCCCAAAAUCUGUACGACAGAAAGACCAGAAUGGCCUCCCCGCCCUUCCAAGCAUCUCCAGGUAGAGUCCUGAAAACACCAAAAUGUGCCCUGAAGAUGGACGAUUGUGAGUGUAUGACUCCUAAGCUGGAACACUUUGGGAUUUCAGAGCACACCAUGUGUUUGAAUAACGAUUACACGAUGGUGCUUAAAAAGGCCGAGAAAACCAAAAGCUUUUCUAAAGGAGGCCCUGGUGGACCGGAGAACAAAACGGCGGCUGCUGCUUCGGGGGCUGAGGUGAUAGCCAGCAGCAGCGAUGUCCCGACCGUCCCUGGCCCCGCCAUCCAGGUGUUGGAAGAAAACAAUGCUGAUGGAGCACAUUCUCCUCUGGCGCCUGUAUUCUGCACGCCUGGUAUCAAAAUUCCUUCUGUGAGCAUUGAUGUAAUUGCAUCAGAUUUCCCCAAAGCGAAAGAAUCGGGCUUCCCAAAUUGUGCAGGAACACCACCACCUCCUGACUUUGAAACAACUUGCUUGAAAGAGGAAUCUGAAGGGAAGGUGACCCGGACCCCGUCUAAAACAGACAUCUGGCCUAACAGUGUGUAUUUGGGAAAUCCCGCUUCGUUGGCUUUGCGAUCCGACAGGUGUCUCGAGCAGGACAGAAAGUCCUCUCCGCCACCGAUCACUGCCAGUGAGAACCUGCUGCUGAGCACACCCACGCCUCCUGAGAUGACCACGAUCCCAGACGACAUCCUCCAGAUUCUGUCCAGGUACAAUCCAAACUUAGCCACUCCCGUGGCAAUAAAAGCCACGCCCAGGACGGAUGCUCUUUCCACUCUUAAGAGAGAGAUCAUGCAGCCUGGUUACAACAAAGAAAACCGGAGUUACUACUGAUCCAUUCCUUCCAGGAGGAGCAGGGCCGGAUUUCCCAUUCAGAAGUCCUUCCCCAGAAUUAGCGAGUUGAUGUCAUCAUUGCAGGGAGGGUGAUGGGGUGUGCUCAUCGUGGUGCCGGGACUCUUUUUAACACCCUUUCAUCUGAAUCAGAAACCACCUUGUUAGUGUUUCUCCUUCUUUGGAAGAGAGUGUCAACAGGAUAUAAUGUUGGUCGAAGGAUUAAAUUUAGCUGGAAAUUCCA
This is a messenger RNA of Tachyglossus aculeatus (Australian echidna), 1694 nucleotides long. RefSeq names its product spindle and kinetochore associated complex subunit 3 (gene SKA3). Lineage: Eukaryota; Metazoa; Chordata; Mammalia; Monotremata; Tachyglossidae. The record is from RefSeq and is a predicted model, not a curated record. The coding region runs from base 44 to 1453 and encodes 469 amino acids. The transcript is spliced from 9 exons. Gene Ontology annotation, cellular component: outer kinetochore; spindle microtubule. Gene Ontology annotation, biological process: chromosome segregation; mitotic cell cycle.